Molecule: messenger RNA, 801 nt
Organism: Rotaria sp. Silwood1
Lineage: Eukaryota; Metazoa; Rotifera; Eurotatoria; Philodinida; Philodinidae
Source: the annotation of a GenBank genome assembly
AUGCAAACGCAAGUGCCACCUCUAUUACUUAUACUAAUCUUCCAUACUUCUGCUAGUCUUAUAUGUACGCAUAAUUGUGAACAAACUUUCAAUAUAAGUCAACCAUUCAAUGGUUUUGGACAUUCAUGUGGUCGUCCAGUGGAAAAUGCAUAUCGUUGUUAUGUCAAAAUGCAAUUUUUCUUUCAUCUCAAUGAAGUGACAACGUUUCUUGAAACUGACACAUCAUCUGACCAAGAUUUUAUUCGUAUCGAACCGAAUAGAACAAAACAUUUUUUUUAUCAAAUCGCACAUGGAUGUAAUCACUCUGAUGAUUGUGCUCGAAUAUUUGCCGAGAAGAAAAUGAUUGAAAUGAAAGAAAAGGCAUAUGAUGUUACUUACAUUCUCAACGAUUUUGAUAGUCUUCUUAGUCGUACUGAUACAAACCAAGAACUUACAUGUUAUGAUGGUAAUCGAACAACAGAUCAAUGUUCAACUCCAGAUAAACUUUGCUUUUUGGAACAUAAUCAGAUCAGUGAUGAGACAAACGCACUCUCGUGUCCUCAAGAAUAUAUUAAUCCUACCGUAAAUAUUAUUGUCAAUGACGAAGGAGUUGGUGCGAGACUUUAUGUACGAUGUAGUCGACGUUUGUGUAAUACAGCAGAAACAGUCAAUGAAGUGAAACAUAUUUUAUUCAAACACAAGAUUACAGAUAAAAAUGGAAGAACGAGAUCCUGGACUACGAACAUAGGGAUAACUCCAAUUGGUGUAUCUUUUAAAAUUAUUCUGGCCCUUUUGUUUAUUUGUAUUGUCAAUUUGAAAUGA